This is a messenger RNA of Paracoccidioides brasiliensis Pb18, 456 nucleotides long. Its product is annotated as 40S ribosomal protein. The transcript has 4 exons. Gene Ontology annotation, biological process: translation. Gene Ontology annotation, cellular component: nucleolus; cytosolic small ribosomal subunit; ribosome. Bases 1 to 456 code for a protein of 151 amino acids. Gene Ontology annotation, molecular function: structural constituent of ribosome; small ribosomal subunit rRNA binding. The record is from RefSeq and is a predicted model, not a curated record.
AUGGGCCGCCUGCACAGCAAGGGAAAGGGUAUCGCUUCCUCGGCGAUCCCAUACUCGCGCAAUCCUCCGUCAUGGUUGAAAACCACGCCAGAACAGGUCGUUGACCAGAUAUGCAAGCUGGCAAAGAAGGGUGCUACCCCCUCUCAGAUUGGUGUUAUCCUGCGAGAUAGCCACGGAAUCGCCCAGGUCAAGGUUGUCACUGGUAACAAGAUCCUCCGGAUCCUCAAAGCGAACGGCCUCGCUCCCGAAAUCCCAGAGGACCUCUACAUGCUGAUCAAGAAGGCUGUGGCUGUCCGCAAGCAUCUCGAGCGCAACCGCAAGGACAAGGACAGCAAGUUCCGCCUCAUUCUCAUCGAGUCCCGUAUCCACCGUCUGUCCCGCUACUACAAGUCCGUUGGUGUCCUCCCACCUACCUGGAGAUACGAGAGCGCCACUGCCAGCACCCUUGUCGCAUAA